GGACGUGCGGAAAGGAAAGGGCCAUGCAAAGGGGCAAAAUAGGCAGGAUGGUACCAGGUCAGUGAUCUGAAGCCUGAUGAGAUAACAGAUUUCGGGCUAGAAAGGGUGCAGAAGUAGGUUGAGUUCUAGUCAGUGGCGGAGAGGGGAGGGAGGAGAGGAGAAGAAAGCAUUUAAAGGGGCCCGAGGCCCAGAAUAAGGAAAACAUUUAAAGGGACAGGUGACCCAGAGAAGAGACGCUUAAAGGUACAGAUACCCCAGAUAAAUUCCAGACCUGCUCGGCAGACGGCGAUAUCUAAAGUGGUUCCCUUGACUCCCGACUCUGUUCUCAGGCUAUGGCCCCUAGUAUCCUGUAGACCUGGCGGCCCCUCAGUGCUUACGUCCCCUAUUUGGGGUUCUGAGUAGCUACAGGAGAGCCUUACAAAAGAGCAGCGAGGGCAAGACCAUGGCAUCUAGGGCCUCUGAACUUCCUCCGGGACGCAGCGUGACGGCGGGCAUCAUCAUUGUUGGAGAUGAGAUCCUUAAGGGACACACUCAAGAUACCAACACUUACUUUAUAUGCCGGACACUGCGCUCGCUGGGGGUCCAGGUUUGCCGAGUCUCUGUUGUACCUGAUGAGGUAGCCACCAUUGCAGCCGAGGUCACCUCAUUCUCCAGCCGCUUCACUCACGUCCUCACCGCGGGGGGCAUCGGCCCCACUCAUGACGAUGUAACAUUUGAGGCUGUGGCAAAGGCCUUUGGGGAGGAGCUCAGACCACACCCUGAACUCCAAGCAGCCAUCAAAAUCCUAGGAGGGGAGGGUUGGGAGAAACUGUCGAUGGUGCCCUCCUCUGCCCGCCUGCAUUACGGCACAGAUCCUCGCACUGGCCAGCCCUUCAGGUUCCCGCUGGUCUCUGUCCGAAAUGUCUACCUCUUCCCAGGAAUUCCGGAGCUGCUGCGGCGAGCGUUGGAGGGACUGAAAGAACUGUUCCAAAACACAGCUGUGCAAUUCCACGUGAAGGAGUUGUAUGUGGCUGCUUCCGAGGGCUCCAUCGCCCCCAUCCUCACUGAGGCUCAGGCCCACUUUGGGCGUAAGCUUAGCCUGGGCUCCUACCCUGAUUGGGGCAGCAACUACUAUCAGGUGAAGCUGAUUCUAGACUCCAAAGAGAAAGAACCCUUGGAGGAAUGUCUGGCCUAUCUCACUGCACAUCUGCCUCAGGGAUCAUUGGUCCCCUACCUGCCCAAUGCUGUUGAGCAGGCUGGCGAGGCCGUAUACAAACUCGCUCAGUCAGGAUCAUGUCUGGGGAGAAAGGUAGCUAGUGCCCUACAGACCAUUGAGACUGCCCUCGAUCAGUACGACCUCUCCAAGCUCUGUGUGGGCUUCAACGGAGGCAAGGACUGCACCGCCCUCCUCCACCUCUUCCAUGCAGCUGUGCAAAAGAGAUUUCCUGAUGUUCCAAAGCCUCUCCAGAUCCUGUACAUCCGUAGCAUCUCGACUUUCCCUGAGUUGGAACAGUUUCUACAAGACACCAUCAAGAGGUAUAACCUUCAGGUGUUCGAAGCUGAGGGUAACAUGAAGCAAGCCCUGGCUGAGCUUCAGGAAAAACACCCCCAGCUGGAGGCUGUCCUGAUGGGCACCCGACGGACUGACCCCUACUCCUGUAGCCUCCGCCAUUUCAGUCCCACCGACCCUGGCUGGCCUUCAUUCAUGCGCAUCAACCCACUGCUGGAUUGGACCUACAGAGACAUCUGGGAUUUUCUGCGCCAGCUGUUUGUCCCAUACUGUGUCCUGUAUGACCAAGGGUACACAUCACUGGGGAGUCGGGAGAACACAGUGCAGAACCCAGCCCUGAAGUGCCUGAGCCCAGGAGGGCACCCCAUCUACCGCCCAGCGUACCUACUAGAGAACGAAGAUGAGGAAAGGGAUUCCCGCAUGUGAUCUCACACAAACUGGGACAAGACAGGGAAGGGCCUGGCCCGGGGUAUAACCUGUCAUGGCAGUAAAUCGUACCUCCCUGA
Messenger RNA from Microtus ochrogaster (prairie vole), 1995 nucleotides. It is a transcript of the gene Flad1, whose product is annotated as flavin adenine dinucleotide synthetase 1. Gene Ontology annotation, biological process: FAD biosynthetic process. The record is from RefSeq and is a predicted model, not a curated record. Gene Ontology annotation, molecular function: FMN adenylyltransferase activity. NCBI's taxonomy places the organism in Eukaryota, Metazoa, Chordata, Mammalia, Rodentia, Cricetidae.